Messenger RNA from Synchiropus splendidus (mandarinfish), 2343 nucleotides. RefSeq names its product Bardet-Biedl syndrome 4 (gene bbs4). The record is from RefSeq and is a predicted model, not a curated record. Gene Ontology annotation, molecular function: protein binding. Gene Ontology annotation, cellular component: ciliary basal body. Gene Ontology annotation, biological process: protein localization to cilium; cilium assembly. Bases 1 to 1917 code for a protein of 638 amino acids. Lineage: Eukaryota; Metazoa; Chordata; Actinopteri; Syngnathiformes; Callionymidae. The transcript has 16 exons.
AUGUUAGGAAUUGGUACUCACGGAUUUAAUAAAAUUGUUUUCUGGAAAUGUGUCGGAUUUAUUAUCAAGGGAUAUAUAGGAAUAAGUAGUGUGGUGUUUGCACAUUCCUCGUCAUUUAUUUGCUGUCAAAACAAAUUAAAUGACCUUCAGCUGAUACCAACUUAUGAAAUCAGCGUAAUUUGGUUAAACUUUUUUCCCCAGGUAAAUAUAAUUAAUUUGCGAAUGGUGUAUUUCAAAGUGCUGAAACUACUUAGAAUUUCAAAACUCUUAUUUGUUGAGAAAUGCGAACGAUUUCCGCCUACCGUUCCGGUCUCCAUGACAACAGCUUAUAGUGUUGACUAUCACAAGAUGGCGGACGAAGAGCCUUCUGCAGCACCUCCUGCCAUUUUGGAGACCAAGAAACGUCGGGCUCCAAAAGCCCCAGACCUUCCCAUUCUGGAGAGGAGAAACUGGCUCAUCCACCAGCUCUACAUUCGCAAAGACUAUGACAACUGUAAGGCCAUCAUCAAAGAGCAGCUGCAGGAGAUUAAUGGAAUGGGUGAAUAUGCUAUUUAUGUUCAAGCGCUAAUCCUGCGUCUCGAAGGGAAGAUCCAAGAGUCCCUGGAGCUAUUUCAAAGCUGUGCCAUCCUUAAUCCUAACAGCACUGACAAUCUGAAGCAAGUGGCCCGAUCACUAUUUCUGCUGGGAAAACACAAAGCAGCAAUUGAAGUGUAUAAUGAUGCCGCUCGGCUCAACGAGAAGGACUGGGAGAUCACGCAUAAUCUGGGAGUGUGCUACUUCUUCAUCAAAGACUACAAAAACGCGGAGGAGUAUCUAAACAUGGCGCUCAAGUUGAACAAAGAUGACAGGUCAUUCAUGAUGCUUGGCAAAGUCCAUUUGAUAAGCGGAGACACUGACAAAGCCAUCGACACAUACAAAAGAGCUGUGGAAGUCUCCCCGGAGAAUACUGAACUCCUCACCACUCUUGGUCUGCUGUAUCUUUCGCUUGGUAAAUACCAAAAAGCUUUUGAGUACCUUGGAAAUGCCCUCACUCUGGACCCCAACAAUUACAAGGCCAUUCUGGCUGCAGGCAGCAUGAUGCAGACACACGGGGACUUUGAUGUGGCCAUGAACAAGUACAGAGUGGCGGCUUGUUCAGUGCCUGAGAGUCCUCCACUUUGGAACAACAUCGGCAUGUGUUUCUUUGGCAAGAAGAAAUACGUUGCUGCCAUCAGUUGUCUGAAACGAGCUCAUUAUUUGUCUCCUUUUGACUGGAAAGUGCUGUACAACCUCGGUCUGGUCCAUCUGACCAUGCAGCAGUACGCUUCUGCCUUCCACUUCUUGAGGGCAGCCGUCAACCUGCACCCGCGGAUGGGCGACCUCUACAUGUUGUUGGCAGUGGCUCUGACCAACCUAGAAGACGUUGAGAAUGCCACCAAAGCUUAUGAACAAGCUGCAUCUCUGGAUGAAUCCAACCCACUAGUAAACCUGAACUUUGCCAUCUUCCUCUACAAUCAUGGGGACAAGAAAGGGGCGCUUGAUCAGUAUCAGGAGAUGGAGAGAAAGGUCAACGUGCUGAGGGAUGGCAAGAGCAGCUUUGAGUUUGAUCCUGAGCUAAUAGAGAUGGCGCAGAAAAUGGGGGCCGCCCUGCAGGUGUCGGAGAGUGUGGUGUGGACAAAACCGUCCAAAGACUCCAAAUCUAAAGCUAAUUCAGGGGGUGACCCGACAGCGCCUGGUGCUCCUCUGGGUACGAACCAAGCUCUGGGUCAGGCCAUGUCAUCGGCUGCCAGCUACAGCAAGAGCAUCAAGCUGCCAGCAGAUCCAGAGGCAGAUGUUGGAGAGAGUCCAGCAUCCGACGAUCCAACCCAGGAAGAAGCUCCGGAGUCGGUGAGCAGCCGACCACAAACCUCCAAGAGAAGAGCCAAAGUGGAAGAAUGAAUCCGCUUGAAAAAAAAACGGUUGUUGUAGAUGAGUUGUUGUGGGUCCCUGAUGCAGAAGUGCUGUUGUGAAGGCAGGGUUUAUUUUCCACUACAAUAUAUCAAUCUGUCAGUCAACUAUUUUGCAAACAACAACAACAACAGAACCACAGUCAAAGCUUGCAGGUGAGACUCAUUUUCUGGGACUGAAGACUUUGUUCCAAUGAACCAGCAAAUCGUUGAUAUGUUUUAAAUGUGCUAACUUGUUAGGUGGCCAAUUCUGUUCCAAAUGCUGGUGAAGUUGGUUCCCCGUAUGGCCGAGGACACUCUUGUUAGUGAGGAGCUAGAGAUUUGUGGCGAGUGUAAAUGAUGGCAAUACUUUUGUAUGCAGAUACAUGUUUCAUAGUAGAGCGCUGUAUUUAUUAAUAAAUGUGGAACUUAUAGCAUC